Micropterus salmoides (largemouth bass) is the source of this 2654-nucleotide messenger RNA. RefSeq names its product putative RNA polymerase II subunit B1 CTD phosphatase rpap2. The coding region runs from base 25 to 2052 and encodes 675 amino acids. The transcript is spliced from 10 exons. Lineage: Eukaryota; Metazoa; Chordata; Actinopteri; Centrarchiformes; Centrarchidae. Gene Ontology annotation, molecular function: RNA polymerase II CTD heptapeptide repeat phosphatase activity; RNA polymerase core enzyme binding. The record is from RefSeq and is a predicted model, not a curated record. Gene Ontology annotation, cellular component: cytoplasm; nucleus.
AAUACGUCAUAGGUCAAAGUUGAAAUGAGGGAAAACAGAAACAGCAUGGAGACGGAGGAGAGGAGUGGGAGCGGACCUCCCGCUGAAACCUCAAAAAAAGGUGGGAAACGCGUGAAAGCACUGGCCGCUAAAGAAGCAGCAAGAAGGCGAGAGGUGGUUAGGGAGACGUUAUGGCAGAAGUUGGACUUGGAGAAGAGAGCCCUGAAGGUAGUGGAGCGUCUUCAGGAGGACAGUGUGGCCGAGGACUUCCUGAUUGAUUGUGUGAAGUUCAUUACUCCUGCAAAUUACAAAGACGCUAUAGAGGAGAGAUUCAUUUCUAAGCUGUGUGGUUAUCCCAUAUGUUCAAAUAAACUGGGCAAGAUCCCAACUCAACGGUAUAAAAUUUCUACUAAGACCAAUAAGGUGUAUGACAUUACAGAGCGCAAGUGUUUUUGUAGUAACUUCUGUUACAAAGCCUCCAAAGAGUUUGAGUUACAAAUACCGAACACACCUCUUUGGCUCAGGCAGCAUGAAAGUCCUCCAGAAAUUAGAUUGAUGAAGAAAGGAGAUGGCGGGAGUUCUGGUGAGGAGGUGAAGCUGUUGGAGAGGCGUCUUCAAGAGGAGGAUAUCGACGACCCGCUCUCUGCUCAAUCUGAGGACCCUCCCAGCUCUCUGCAGCAUUCCGCAGCAGCAGACCUAAGCCACAGUGAAAGCAGUGACAUUGAACAGGAGCAGGACUUCGUCUCCAGCGUGGUUUCCCAGCAUCAGGGACCCAAGGUGCACUGGGGCGAACUGCCUAAACGUAGAGAUGAAGACAAGAAUGGUGAACGAGGGAAGACAGAGAGGCAAAAGAAACAGACAAGAGAGGGAGAUGAAGAGGAGAUUGAGUGUCAUCAAGGAGGGGACCCAGAAAGGGAGGGAAAAAUGAGAGAAGACAAGAAUAGACAAGAGUCACUUUCAAGUCAAAGAGAAGCUGGAACUGACUCUAAAAAACCCCAACAGCUGCUCUUAUUAAACAAAGACAAACCAUGUGCAGAGCAGGGGCCAGAGCAGAAAGGCUUGCCUCAGGAACUCAGUGUGGAAGAGGCUGCAGCUAAGCUGAAUUUGUGCAGUUUAUCUGGCACUCGCACUGCUCCCCUGCCUGUUGACUCAACAGCCACACAAGCAGAUCUACUCACCUCUCCAGUGUGUAAAGACUCAAACCCCUCAACAGAAAGCAAACCUCUCCCUUCUUCAACUCCGAUCAACGCGGAAUGGGACGACCACAAAACCGCAUUGACCAGCCAGCCAGGUCUCAACAUCACCCAGGUGGGAAUGAGCAAGAGAGGGGCAGCAGGGCUACGAGAUCUGCUCAAGAACCACACCGCUGGAGCCGAACCUGAAUCUGUCCGCCUGAAUCUCCUCGAGUGCCUGAGAAGAACGUUAAAGGACUGGAGCACUGACGAGACCCUGAAGUUCCUGUACGGCGCUAAGCAUUCACUAGGCUCUCCUUUUGCUGACGUUAAAGAAGACAAAGAAGCUGAAGAAGAGGAGGAGCUGGAUGAAGAUGACCUUGAGGAUGAGGUGACCGAUGAGGAUGCAAAGGGGGAUGAUGCUGCGGUGCAGAAGAGACCGUCUGCCGCAACUCCAGACUAUAAGACUCUUCAGGAGGAGAACCGGCAGCUGGAGCUAAGAGUCAGGGAGUUUUAUAAGGGGACCUGGAUCCUGCCUGAGGGGGUGGAGGAGCCAGAUGGAAACAAGGUGAAGGACCAGAGCCUGAAGGACCCGGUUCUGCCACUCCUUGACUCUCAUGCUCAGCACGUCAUCCGGAAACGAAUCACAGUGGAGAAGCUCACCAGCUGCCUCAGAAUCAUCGUCGGUUCUCUGGGUCUCACCAUGAGUGACGUCUCCACUGACCUGAAUAACCUGGUCAGGACUUUCAGGUUAGUGCAGCACACACAAAUACACACUACUCUCUGCAGAUCUGCUUGCAAAACGUUACACACACACACACACACACACACACUCAUCAUUUUCUCAUCUCAUCAUUUUAGCAUGCUUACACGGCAUGUGUCACAAAAAAUUGUUUUUUAACGUCUUGUGGAGGCAGACAACUCUACGUUGACGGGGCAUCAUGGUUCACAUCAACACAUUUAAAGGUACAGGACUAGAGCCAAUAGCUGCAAUUGAGGGUGACAUUGAGGAUUUUCACUCCUGUUCCAUUCCACUCCCACAAAAAUACUACUGCCUGUCCCAAUCCUGGAAGAAUGACUCCUGUUUCCCUGUCCCAGAAAAUAGCGUUUAUUCAUGUAAGAAAUGCAUAUUCAUAUAUAAAAAUGGACCUAUGAUACCCGUCCCGCCUUAUUGACUCAUUCCCCGGUCCCCUCCCAGUCCUGUAAUAAUUAGUGAAACUGACUUCCAUACCAUGACCCACAGGACAGACAUCUUGUUAUAUUCAUGAGAUGGGGACUUUAUAGUUAUUGUAUAGAAAUUAGUAAGGUGGAUCCCAACAUUGGAUUUGUUGUGCUGUCUUGAGAGCAAGAUGAUUGAGAACCUUCACUGACAUCUUGGAAGCUUUUGGGGGAUUUUGUCAUUCCCUUAUAAUGUAUGUAUCAUAUAAGCAUAUGUAGGCUUUAUUCUUAAUUUAAAUGAUACUAAUAAGUAAGUAAUUGCAACAUUUAGCCUACUGAAACUCG